AUGAAAAAUCAAAACACUACAAAAGCAACGAAAGCAAGACCAAUGAAACGAUCAUUCUUUCGACCAAUCAAAAGCACUAUAAUCUAUCUUGGUCCCAUACCACGGUCGUCACCACCUUCAAAACCUAUCCUUUCACCUGUAGACCAACUUUAUUCGAAUCCAUUUAUUAUCAAUUCUACGCAAUAUCAGGACGGCCUUGAAUUGCUAUCUACACUUUAUUUUUCUACACUUUCAUAUACUACACAACCUUCUGGAAUAUAUGAUCAUCCUGAAACACCUUUUGAAAUUCCUUGCUCUUCAAUCAUCGUUUACAAAAAACCCACAACUACUACAACACCAAAAAAUCUGAUUCCUCUCACCAUUUCUACAGAAAUUUCGUGGAAUAUUGGUGGACUUGGAAAGAUUUUAC
Dentiscutata heterogama is the source of this 409-nucleotide messenger RNA. The record is from the annotation of a GenBank genome assembly. NCBI's taxonomy places the organism in Eukaryota, Fungi, Glomeromycota, Glomeromycetes, Diversisporales, Gigasporaceae.